Messenger RNA from Didymella exigua CBS 183.55, 1671 nucleotides. RefSeq names its product hexokinase-1. The record is from RefSeq and is a predicted model, not a curated record. The transcript has 3 exons. Bases 1 to 1671 code for a protein of 556 amino acids. Gene Ontology annotation, molecular function: mannokinase activity; glucokinase activity; fructokinase activity. Gene Ontology annotation, biological process: glucose 6-phosphate metabolic process; glycolytic process; intracellular glucose homeostasis. Gene Ontology annotation, cellular component: cytosol; mitochondrion. NCBI's taxonomy places the organism in Eukaryota, Fungi, Ascomycota, Dothideomycetes, Pleosporales, Didymellaceae.
AUGCCGUCCCUGACGUUGAGACGAUACAAAAGCCGCCGCGUCACCCACACUUCCGAUUGCAACGGCGCCUCGGACAGCAGUCACCAUUCGUCUACCGACGAACACAACCGCUGCUGGUACAAACAGCUCAUGCUCGAUUUUUGGCAGGGCCUUCUUGCGGCUCUGAAGCAUUUAGCCAUGCUCCCUUCGUUGAUACACACUGUUCUUCCGCUGACCUCACGGAAACGCAACAUGCGUGAGGCUCUGCGGACCUAUGACCGCACCAUGGACGACUUUUUGCGCGAGACACAACGCCUUCUGGAGGACCCUCUCGAUACCGCAAGGCUGCAACAAAUCUCCGCAGGACUACAGGAGCAGUUCAUACCCAAACUGCAGGCCAGCGACAUUUGCAUGCUUCCUUCCUACAACCACAAAUUGCCAUCUGGUCUUGAAAAGGGGACUUACCUGGCGCUCGAUGUUGGCGGCUCAACGUUCCGCAUCGCUUUGGUGGAGCUGAAUGGCAGGCAGCCUGGUGCCAAGAACAUGCGCAUCGUCAACAUGAAGAGUUUCAAGAUUGAUGAGAAGAUUCGGCAACGACGAGGGACAGACUUUUUUGACUGGAUGGCCGAGAAGAUUGAGAUUGCGCUCGCAGAAGCUCCUCCUCAGAAGGUCGACAACAUGAAUAGUUUCCCUAUGGGACUAGCGUGGUCCUUUCCCAUUGAACAAACUUCGUCACGUAGCGGAAACCUUCUCGAGAUGGGUAAAGGUUUUCAUGCAACUCACGGUGUUCUCGGUCAAGAUCUCAGCGAACUGAUCAUGGCGCCGUGCAGGAAGAGAAAUCUACCGGUGCACAUGGACUCCAUUGUCAACGACUCUUCCGCAACGUUGCUGUCACGGGCUUACGAAGACCCAUCAACACGUUUUGCCGUCAUCCUCGGAACUGGAUUCAACAUCUCCGUGCACCUGCCCGUUUCGUCACUUGCAGCAACCAAGUACAAAGGCUACCCCCAAAAGUGGCUAGACGAAGCCACGCAUGUCCUCGUCAACACUGAAUGUAGUAUGUUUGGGAAGAACGUCUUUCCAACCACUCGGUGGGAUGAUCAGCUCAAUGCAACACACAUGCGACCGGACUUUCAGCCGUUCGAGCAUAUGAUCAGCGGCCGCUACCUCGGGGAGAUCGUCCGGUUGAUCAUAGUUGAGGCUGUCCGCACUGCAGGCUUGUUCAGUGGUGAGCUGCCAGCCAAAUUGAGCGAACCCUAUUCUUUGGACACCGGGACAAUCGCCGCCAUGGAGAUGGACGGCUCGAAGCACCUUACUGCCGCCAUUGCAAUCCUGCAAACGAAGCACCCUUUAAGCAAGCCGCCCACGUACAACGACAUUCAGUUCGUUCGUCAGAUCUCCCAACUCGUCUCGCACCGUGCAGCAGGAUUUCUCGCCACCGGAAUUCACGCGUUGUGGAUAUUGCGCACCACCGCAGAGGGCCUUACACCAGCAUUCGCCGGUCAGAUGAGCAUUGGCUGCAACGGCUCUGUAAUCGAAAAGUACCCAUUGUUCAGGGAACUUUGUCAGACACAUCUUGAUGAUCUUGCCGUUGCAUCUGGCGCCGAACCCGGGUCGAUUAAGCUCGAGAUCGCCAUUGAGUCCGCCAUCUUCGGCGCAGCUGUCUCCGUCUGCAGUCUCGAAGGCCAAUAG